GAGUAAUUCAAAUUUGAAUCAUUAGAGAAAGGAAGGAAAAUUCAACACUUCAGAGGCAUUUCAAGGAUUGCCUCAGUUUCUAUCAGUACAACAGAUGAAUGACUUUGCACAGCCAGGUCUUUCGUAUUGAUUUUGUCCUAAGUCUGUUACCUUAACCAGUGAAUACUUCGAGGGCCUAGAUACUGUCAUGGAAACAAGAUCGGAAGCCCGGACUUUGGCCGACUAUUUUUCUAUUCCACCGUCGCAAAAGCUCAGUUUUAUUCUGUCAACAACAAAGACACUUGCUUAUUUCAAAAGCUCUCCAACUUCGAUUUGUACUUUAUGACCAGUUUUGCUUUACAGGAAGUUGCAAAGCUUUCAAAUUUAGCACAUUAUAUUCACAAUCUUGUAUUACCUUUGUCUGGCAUUCGCUACAACACACUACAUGUACAACAAUCGUCAUGGCUAUCUCUAAGCAACAAGAGGCAGUUAUUGCUAAGAUAGUUGCCUAUAAUCCAGCUACUUGGUUUCUUGCUUGUGAAUCUGAGAUUGUCAAGAUUGCAGAAGAAGAUCGAGCUGAAUUUGGGAAAAUACUACUCGAAGCAAUGGACGUUUACAAGUCCAAAGUUCAAAAUGCCAUUCCCAUAUUAAAAAGAGGACCUAACCUUAAUCCUGAAGUCAACAUGCGAGCUUGGGCUAUGAUGCAUGCUAGAUUUCUUGCGCGUUUGUUCAUUAAGCAUCCCACUCUGUGCAAGCGAUUAUGCGUCAAGCUUUCUAACGAGAUAUAUAAUCCAGGAUGGAGAUUUCAUGUCCAGAAAUUCAAGGACAUAGAAAAACACAAGGGAGAAAUAGAGGAGCAGGUUGAGGCGGCGUGUCGAGAAAGUCAGUUGUUUUUCAGCACUCAUUCAGGAUACAAUUUCGUUAUCUCAAACCACAGCAAUUCUGCCAGUGGCUCUCAAUCGAAGCCGCAAAUUCUUCCUCGGUUUGAAGGGCAAAGUCGCAAAAGGGCUGCGGAAUCUUUGUUAGCUUUAUCUCAGAGUGAUGAUGCUUAUUACAACUAUGAGUCUACCUCAUCAAGUCAUUUACCAUCUCCUCAAAUUAUGCCUCUUCAAGUUCACGGUGGUCAUGACCAAACGACGACUUCCAACUCCCAAUCUAGCACUCGCGAAAAUCAACCCAAGCACGUGAGAAUUGCUCUCGCCCUGGAGAAGAGCGCUGCUGCUGAGCUUGAGGCUAUCAGUAAGAUGAAUGGGAACUCCUUCUAUCGUACUACUCAAGAAAAAUCUCACCAAUUGCAUCUGGAACGCAAUAUUCAGUCGCAGAUAGCUUUGCAGAAUGGUGUUAGCGAUGACGAACUUGAUCGACUCACGAGCACGAAGAAGCUGAAGAAAAGAAAGAGAACUAGCGACUCUCGCAGAAUAAGUGCAGCGGAAGCUGCCAUUAUUCCUGUUUCUGAUAUCGGAGACAAACAGUCCACUUCCAGAAAUAGUGAUGGUGAGAUCCGAGUGAGUGAUAAUCGACAGGAAGUCAGCAGCAGACAAGACCUCUCGUUAUCCAGCAUGCAAGGAAAUGCUUUGAGCGAGGCUGCAACUACCAAUCUCAGUCUCGGGAUUGAAUACAAUUUCAUAAAUAAUAACUCCUCUCCCGCAGAAUCUGUCGAUAGGGAUAGUGAUGAACGUUUCUCUCUUCGCGAAAUGAUUGAUGCUAUGGAGUUUGUUGCAGAGCAUCCUUGGGUCUGCGAAAAUCUAUUAGUGCAUCAUGUCUGGGAUGAAUACAAGCUUUUUCAUGAAUACAAUACCGAGGCGUUGAAGGUAGCAGAAGAAGAGAUUCAAGAAUUGAAUAGAGCUGCUGCAAGAAAAGCUACAUCCUAUAGACACAAGGGAACAGAAGUCGGCUCACCAAAUAACUCUGUACAUUUUACACGCAGUACGAACCAGACUUCCCAUUUGACUAGUUUACCUCCCGCUCGUCUUGUAUCUUCGUCUCAAUCUACACCCUCUGAGGCAAAUCCGACUGAUGAGGCUAACGAAAAUGACAUGACUGCCGCUGAAGGGGAACAGGCGAUUGCUGGAGCUGCCCAAGCUGGAUUUGGGAACCGUAACUUUCAGCUCCAGGUUGCUACGGUUUAUCGUGCAUUGGGAGUGGUUCCAACUGCUACAGGCCCUGUUCCUUCUAAUCAUGCACGUUUCUAUCAUGAUCAAUCAUCUGAAAGCUUUGCUCCUAAUAACAAUGCACCACUACGCCGAGCAAGAUCAUCCGAUAGAUCUUCUCAUGAGAAUAAUGGGCCUAAACGUCGUCGGCAGUCGUCCAAGAUGGCUCACCCCGUUGUUGAUGAAGAUACCAUCGUUGUCGAUACAUCUUCACUUGUGGCGGCCCAUGUUCAUUCUGUUCCUGACUAUAUCGCGCCUUCGCGUCGUGGUCGAUCAUCUGAAGACUUCAUUCCCGCUUAUGCGCCACCCAGACGUCGUUCUCAGGCAACUAUCGGCCAAGCAAGCGUGGCUCAUGGUACUGGCGCAAAUCCUGCCACAAACUCUGAUAGAGCAAAUAUUAGUCUCGCUCCUGCUGCAACUCGGGCUCAAAUGCGUGAACAGCUGCAGGUUGCGGCUGUCUGCCAAUCACUCGGACGUCAAAAUGAGAUGCUUUCUGAAGACCUUGGAAAUGAUGGAGCUAGAGUUGAGAUGGAAGGAGUAGAAGGAGCUCCCUCCGAAAUUCAUGCUCUUACAUCUGGAAUGAUACAUCGUGGACGGGAUGAUAGUAUGUAUAAGAUACAUCAUGAUUGUCGCAUACCUUCUUUUGGACUUCAAGCCAAUGUUUCUGAGACAUUUGCUCAAGAUCAAUUCCUUAACCUGCAUGGAGGAGCUGGUGCGCCGAGCGACUUCUGUUUUAACUAUAUUGCGAAUCAGAACAUGGAUUCUGGAAUUGGUCUUGCACCCCAUCAUCGUGUAGCUACUGCUGCUGGCCAAUAUCAGGAAGGCUUUUUUGACAAUCAAACUCGCCGGGAGCAGGAGAUGGGAUUUCUAGGAGUUGGCUUCCCUGGUCCUGGAACUCUCAGUUUUAAUCACCAAAUCCCUGGGAUUCAUGGACUAUCUCAACCUAUUGCAGCUCUUGAUAACCCACAAGAAAAUUUUUGGAUGCAUCGAAGUAAUUUUACUGACUUUGGACCAUUUAGCAUGGGUCUAGGUAUGGAAGACAAUAUGGAUCUAGAACUGAACAUGGAUCCAAGCGCAAACAUUCUUCCAGCUCCCAAUCUCAAUGAUAUCCGCGGCCCAGAAAACAACCUUGCUGAUUCCAGAGGCAACUUUAAUUUUGAUUUUGGGACUGACAAUAUGCCAUUCCAAGGUCCAAGACAACCCUCUCAUCAUCUUGGUGCAUUUAACCCUGAUGCCGGUUCCGCUGGUUUCAGUGACAUGAAGCAAUCUUUCGGCAGUAUCAACCAAAAUCCUGGUGGUAUAAACCAAGCUCCUGUUGGCUUUGAAGGCAUGAAUGAUUUCAUGUCUCAAAGUACACCCCCCGCGCAAUUCAAUGGCCAAUUUGAAUUCGGCAACAUGAAUCAAUCCUUUCAUCAACCAGGUAGAAUGGAUCCAGUCAAUGUUCUGGAACCACCACGUCGUGAUAGAGCUGGUGCAAGAAGCCAGCCUGGCGAGGCGGUCGCUCCAGAAACACCUCAUCGUACUCGUGCUGGCACUAGAAGUCAAAGACAUUCUGGUUUGUCUGCUAGGGUUGGCAACCACUUCCGAUUUCAGGAUACCGAAUCGGUUGAUGGAGAUGGUGACGGUGAUUUUGUUGAUGGCGAAGAUGAAGAACAGGAUGAGGAAGACGGCGAGGAGGAGGUUGUAGAAGAUGAGGAUGAUGAAGAUGAUUUUGAAGAAGAGAGCCCUAGUAAGAGAGCACGUCACCGCAAAGAUUCUUCAAGAGGUUCGGUCAGAAAUUCAGCUAAAGCUCCUGCCAAAGGCUCCGCAAAGGGUACCCCGAGAAAAUCAAGAAAAUCUCCCGUCAAGAAGGGUCCCAAGGUUGCAUUUAAUCCUCGACCAGCCUCAGCACCUUCUACUCUUGAUCGUGGUCCAGCUCGGAGGUAUCAUCAAACCACAAUAAACAUUUCACCUGGCGCUUUUGGUCACCAGCUUAAUCUUGAAAUUCCUGAACGCUAGGGAAUAUUAUAAUUCGCGGCUUUUGCUCAGGAUAGGGCGAAGUUUAAGAAGGAAUUUGAGAUAGAUUCUGAGAAUCCCGAUUUGUGAUGGGUGGCAGAUUUGAUGAUGCAUCGGCACCAGUUGAUCUGAAAGUUCUUUCCUUGUUGUUUCUCUUGAUUAAAAUUCAGUUCUCUAGAUAGCUUCUUGUUCAUUUCUGCUUCGCUUCUCAUUCCAGUUAUUCGAUAUUUACAGCAACGACACCAAGACUAUUCAGCCAUUCACCCAUAGUUAUACCCCUAUCUGGCAUGUUUUUCGGCGACCCAUUUGUUUAUUUCUGGCAACUUUUUCGUUUCACUUCUAUUUCUUCGAUUGAGACAAUAAUUCUUAUGUCUAUUAAUUUGGAAUCUUACAUUUCAAUUUGAUUUGGUUCGGCUUGGUCCAGGUGUUUUUUUUACAUCAGAUGAUGGUAUCUACACCCGUACAUACUAGCUAGGUAUACAUGAUCCUUAAGACAUGUUUAAAAAGUUUUCUCGACAAGGCGUCACGAUGUAAUUAAUGCAAACUCA
This is a messenger RNA of Botrytis cinerea B05.10, 4672 nucleotides long. RefSeq lists its product as hypothetical. Bases 441 to 4127 code for a protein of 1228 amino acids. The record is from RefSeq and is a predicted model, not a curated record. Lineage: Eukaryota; Fungi; Ascomycota; Leotiomycetes; Helotiales; Sclerotiniaceae. The transcript is spliced from 3 exons.